Messenger RNA from Symbiodinium natans, 1266 nucleotides. Lineage: Eukaryota; Dinophyceae; Suessiales; Symbiodiniaceae. The record is from the annotation of a GenBank genome assembly.
AUGUGGUUUGAGAGGUCCUUGGCAUGUUGCUGCAACCCAGAAAAGGCGCAAGAAGCCAGCCGCUUCAGCUCGCCGUUUCUCCGAAACUUCGCAUAUCUUCUUGGACCGUUCUCCGCGGUGUGGACACUGCUUUGGGCGGCCAGGUGGCGCUAUCGCGAUGCAGACCGGCUUCGAGAUUUGGAGUUGAAGCCGGGAGGCGCAAUACUGUUGGACCUUCUUGCAUGGAGGGUCACCGCACACUUGGGUCCCUACCAGGUGCCGAACUUCGCCAAGGCCAAGAUGCACGAAGAGCCGCUCAAGAUGCUUCAGGACCCGGUCUUGCUGGACUACGAGCGAAUGCGAGCUCUAAGCAGGCUCGGGCAGCUGUCGCAGAGGCGUAUGGCUGCGCUAAGCUUCUCGGCCCCGGGCACGGACCAAGGUUCACCUUUGGUGGCGAUAGAGCCACUUCUUUUCGACGCUUUCUACGAGGACCCCGCCAGUGUGACGAACACUCCGGGUACCAGCUCUGACACGCACAAAGCCGCAGCGGCCAAAAUCAUCCUGGAUGUGGUUUCGGCAUGUCCAUCCCAGGACCGGUCAGUUCCGGACUGGGUGCUCAGUGGCCUGGUGAGGGCUCGGGGCAUUCCAUGGCAAGUUGGGCCGCAAGGAGAGGAGCUGCGAGCCACGCUUCUCGUGCAACUGCUACAAACCCCCCGCAAUGCGGCAGCUGCCGGUUCCUUGAUGGAGGUACGGCAAUACCUUGGCAGUUCAGGCAUCAGGCGGAAAGAAGACACAAUUUGGCCAUUGAAGGCCUACCUGCUAAGCGGUGAGACCCAUGAUCUGCUUCGAAAGGGAGCCAGGCUUGUGACGAAACACUGUCCGGGUGCUGUUGAACCCCAAAACAAGAGGGAGAGAGACACUCCAAGCCUUCAAAUGAAGCGCGACCUUCGCAACUUCUGGACUUCGAUCUUACUUACAGCAGGAUGGGCAUCUUUCCAGCAUUGGACAGCAGUCUUCACGGCUCAGGCUCUCCUGCAACUUGCAGCGGGUGUUGCCAGUGCUAGUGCAGGUGCAGCAGUUCUGGAGAUUCUCUGGAGUGCCCAGGAGCAGGUCAUCCAAACAGAGUGGUACUGGGAGAACGCCUACAGCACGCCGGCUUCUGCAGCCAUGGCCUUCACAAACUGCGUGGCUUUGGCGUGGGCCUCGCGCUUCUCCUGUAUUCUGCCCUUCGUGGUCUCGAGAUUGUUUAAGGAUGAUUACUUGGAUGCGUACAGGACUUUUGCCUGA